Symbiodinium sp. CCMP2456 is the source of this 426-nucleotide messenger RNA. The record is from the annotation of a GenBank genome assembly. Lineage: Eukaryota; Dinophyceae; Suessiales; Symbiodiniaceae.
AUGAGCCCCCAACUGUACACUGACCAGCUGCCGAUUUUCAAGGCACCAGCUGUUUCGCCGCCUGCCCCACCCGUGGAAGGCGUGAUCGACGUGGAAAGCUUCCAGUCCCUGGCGUAUGACGUCAUGGCAAUGGAUGUGGACGAAGAUGACGAAGCUCCUCUCCUGGCUCAGCUGGGAGGCACGUCAAGUGGCAGCGCCAGCAGCUCGCAGGCACAUCGGUCGGCUCUGAUCCCGUUCAACGGCAUCGUGCCGAGCUUCGACGAGUUCAAGCGGCAAGCGCGCGCUCGGACCUAUUGCAGUUCCGAUCCUGCACAGCGCAUUCCGCGACUCCGAGACAAGCGCCCGGAGACCGGCGAUGAUGUCGAUGCGACGCUGGAGCAGCUACAGGAACUGGACGACCUCUUGCAGAGAUCUCAGUGGAGGUAA